Molecule: messenger RNA, 2404 nt
Organism: Cynoglossus semilaevis (tongue sole)
Lineage: Eukaryota; Metazoa; Chordata; Actinopteri; Pleuronectiformes; Cynoglossidae
Gene: polh
Product: polymerase (DNA directed), eta
Exons: 10
Coding region: 168-2270 (700 amino acids)
Biological process (GO): response to radiation; error-prone translesion synthesis
Cellular component (GO): nucleus; replication fork; site of double-strand break
Molecular function (GO): damaged DNA binding; DNA-directed DNA polymerase activity
Source: RefSeq, a predicted model, not a curated record
CAUGUCGGAAAUGGUGUGACGUAACGGUUGUGACGUACAUUUCGGCGCCUGUUUAAAUCCAGCUUUAGUAGCUGUGGCUGCUUAAUGUGACAAUUUGCAUAUUAUCGUUUUAAACGUUUCACUGUCAGUAACUGACGGAUUCACGUUCCCGCUUCGCACGUGGAGCGAUGGAUUAUGGGAAAGAGAGAGUAGUGGCGCUGGUGGACAUGGACUGUUUUUACGUUCAAGUGGAGCAGAGGCUGAAUCCAGAGCUGAAGAAUAAACCGUGUGUUGUGGCGCAGUAUAAGACGUGGAAAGGAGGCGGUAUCAUAGCUGUGAGCUAUGAGGCCAGGGCCCAUGGCGUCGGCAGGAAUAUGUGGGUAGAUGAUGCAAAGACGCUGUGUCCAGAUCUCCAGGUGGCACGAGUGCGUGAGUCCCAUGGCAAGGCAGACCUCACACAUUACAGGGAUGCCAGUGUGGAGGUGAUUCACGUGAUGUCCCGCUUUGCUGUGAUUGAGAGAGCCAGCAUCGACGAGGCAUACAUGGAUCUGACUUCUGCCGUACAGCAACGUCUGAAAACUAUGGCCGGUGGACAGAUCGACCCCAAACUCCUGAAGACGACCUACAUUCAGGGUUACCCUCGAAGUUCCACUGAACUGGAAACAUCUGCUGAGGGUUCUGUUCUGGAUAAAGAGGAGCACAGAUCCAGAGGUCUUCAGGAGUGGCUGACGUCAUUACCCCAUAAUUCAUCUGGUGAUAAGAUCUCUCCUGACCUGCAGCUGACAGUGGGGGCGCUCAUUGUCGAGGAGAUGAGAGCGGCUGUAGAGAAAGACACAAGUUUUCGCUGCUCAGCUGGAAUUUCACACAACAAGGUUCUGGCCAAACUGGCCUGUGGGCUGAACAAACCAAAUCGACAAACUGUUCUUCCUUUGGACUCUGUUCCAGAACUUUUCAGUUCACUUCCCAUCAGCAAGAUCCGUAACCUUGGUGGUAAACUGGGAGCUUCCAUCACAGAAGCUCUUGGAGUGGAGAACAUGGGGGAUCUAACUCAGUUUUCUAAGGCUGUGCUGGAGCAGCACUUUGGAGACAAAACAGGCCCGUGGCUGUUUGACCUUUGCCGUGGGAUCGAGUUUGAAGCAGUGAAGCCCAGACAACUUCCUAAGUCCAUUGGCUGCAGUAAAAACUUCCCUGGAAAAACUUCGCUGGCCACCAAAGAACAGGUCCAGUACUGGCUUCAUCAGUUGGCUCUAGAGCUGGAGGAACGUCUGACCAAAGACAAAGACGUGAACGGCAGGGUGGCCAAGCUCCUGACUGUUGGUGUGCGUCAGCUGGGAGAUAAGAGGCCGAACAGCUUCUCCCGCUGUUGUGCUUUAUCCAGAUAUGAAGCCGACAGAAUAUGCAGCGACAGCUUUGCCAUUAUUAAAAGCCUCAACACAGCAGGAAGUCACCAGGCGACGUGGACUCCACCUCUCACCCUGCUCUACCUUUCUGCCAGCAAAUUCACCGACACUCCAUCAACAGGGGGAAUCAGCGGUUUCCUGUGCAGUGACGUCAGUUCGACUCAGAGCCUUCCAGCCGCCACUCGGUCGUCCAACCAGGCGUCCUCUAAAGUAAAAAAGGACGCCACAAGCAAACAGUCUGGUGCCAUUCAGUCCUUCUUCCAGAAAGCAGCAGAGAAACAAAGAGUGAAGGAGGCAAAAGAAGAGGACGAUAAGGACCUCCUGUCCUCGGAGACUCCCACGCGUUCUCCUGCCUCUCACAGGUCGUUUGAGACUGAGGGAGGAGAAGUGACACCUGCCGAAAACGUCUCAACCAGCCCUCGGUCCGACAUCACUUCAGUUUUCCAGAGUCAUGAGAGACAUCCACAGGCUUCAGCCGCAGCAGGACAUGAAUCUGUGGCCGUCAGUGUGGAAGACGACGGCCAAUCAGCAGAGCAGGACAACAACAGACAGGAAGUGCUCAUUGGCUCGGAGGAAAACCAUCAGCUGCCCUCCAGCGUGGCCAGAGAAGACAUCAUCACCUGCGAGCGCUGUGGUCAGGACGUGUCCGUCUGGGAAAUGCCUGAACACAAUGACUAUCACUUCGCCCUGGACCUUCAGAACUCCCUCUCUUCCUCAGCUCCUUCCACCUCCUCGUCCUCCUCUUCCACUGCCUCCCCUCUCGGAGUGGCGGGACAUUCCGCGCGUGGCAAAACUAAAAGCAGACUUCAGUCUGGACCUCAGUCCAAAAGACAUCGCUCUCAGGGCGGGGGCCACGGCACCUUGGACGCCUUUUUUAAGAAGAACCAAUGACGUGUUGAAGAAAACGCCCUUUUAUCUGUAGAGCAGAUCGACAUACUGUACUUCAAAACUCAUUUCCUGAUCAAAGAUUGAUAUUGAUAACAGCAUUUGUAUUAGGAAACAAUAAAAUGAUUUCUUUUUUUAAA